Molecule: messenger RNA, 507 nt
Organism: Sclerotinia sclerotiorum 1980 UF-70
Lineage: Eukaryota; Fungi; Ascomycota; Leotiomycetes; Helotiales; Sclerotiniaceae
Exons: 3
Coding region: 1-507 (168 amino acids)
Source: RefSeq, a predicted model, not a curated record
AUGUCCGAACAAAAGGAAGAACCCCUCAUCGAUACAACUCCUCUCGUGAGACCGGCACAACAUGAACGUCAGAAGAGCUUGGAGAAGCUGUAUGCCGAUAGACCUACGGCUCAUGAGUUAAAGGAGAGACAUAUUUUAUUGGAUACUGAUGCUGCGCCCGGUAUUCAAAGUGCCCAACAUGCACUCGAACAACAAAGAAUUUCGGAUAGUUUGAAGAAGAAUUUGGAACAUCGUCCUACUAAGGAGGAUUUGGUUGAACGUAACAUCCUCUCCUCCACAACCGCAGCUCCGGGUAUCCAAGCACAACAAAAAGAACUGCAGAAACAUAUGCGUGCCGAUAGUUUGAAUGAGAAAUUAAGUCAUCGUCCGCAACCGGAAGAAUUGGUCAAUAAGGGUGUUUUGAAGGAGGACCCUACGAGUCCAAUUGAGGGCAAUAGGGAGAGUGUAGAAAAGAGAUAUGAGGAGGCUAUUGAGGAGGAAUAUGCCAAGAGGGAGGGAGGUGCCUAA